UUUGACAUUGUCACAUCUCUCAUAAAGUUAUCACCACAUUCCACCAAAUAUUCUUUCAUUUUUCUAAAAAUAUGUUGUAAAAUAUAAAUAAAUAACUUUCAAAACUAAACAUGUCUUAAAUACUUUACCUAUAAAAUGUCCUGAGUGGGUCCUUUGGUAGAACAGCAGCAUGGAGCAUCUUGUGAAUGCCGAAGAUAGCUAUGCAGCACGAAGACAACUCUUCAAGAACAUCUGGGACACGGCUAUUAGUAUCGAAGAUAAAGACAUCGAUAUCAUGAACAAGCCCAAAGUCAUAAAAACUCUAAGGUUGGACGAAGUAGAUCGUUGCGCCAUAAAUAAGAAGAAAAAGCAGAAAUUGAAAAACCUGCGGACAGUUUGUAACAAAAUCCUCGACUUUUGCGACAAACAAGAGGCUGACGAUAUCAAAUAUGAAAAGCUGAAAUUUCAACCCCAUACAACUGUACAGCUGCAAACAAUACACAUAAAACCUAAGAAGGUAAAGAAAACUAGAUUCAAAAGCAAAGUAAAAAAUUCAAGAAGUCUUUCCUCACCAACCGAAGACCCCGCUCAGGCGAAGCUCACAUCAUCAGCAAGAAAGGACGCACCUACCGAUAACAAAGUCAAAAAAACCACACUAGGUCAACCUUCUUCAUCAAAAGCAGCCACAAAUGCCAUUGUCAGUGUUCUUGUAUCCCAUUCAAAACAAAGCAAAUUGCGUAAAAGAAAAGGAAAACACACGAAAAGGAGACCCGAAUCGCAAUUGAUUUAGGUAAUUAGUUCGGGCUUAGGUACAUCUACAUACCUUCAAAGUUUUAGAUCAACCAAAUUGAAAUGUAAUAAUAAUAUGAAUUAACAUGAUGAUAGUUUAAACAUUCGCUAUGUAUAAAAGUACUGAAUAUUUCAUUAAAUAGUCAACCCGAGUCAUGUUCGAUAUUCAACACGAUUACUUGGUAAAUAUUUAGGUACAAUACUGUUACAAUGUAAUUUAAUAUAAGUCAAAAAUAUAAUUUUAUGUUUGAUUGUGUUUAA
This is a messenger RNA of Chilo suppressalis (striped riceborer), 1029 nucleotides long. The record is from the annotation of a GenBank genome assembly. NCBI's taxonomy places the organism in Eukaryota, Metazoa, Arthropoda, Insecta, Lepidoptera, Crambidae.